This is a messenger RNA of Hippopotamus amphibius kiboko, 4804 nucleotides long. RefSeq names its product small nuclear RNA activating complex polypeptide 4 (gene SNAPC4). NCBI's taxonomy places the organism in Eukaryota, Metazoa, Chordata, Mammalia, Artiodactyla, Hippopotamidae. The transcript has 23 exons. The record is from RefSeq and is a predicted model, not a curated record. The coding region runs from base 89 to 4411 and encodes 1440 amino acids.
CCGGUCCGCGGCGCCGCCGCAGUGCCGCUGCCGGAAGCGUGGGGAGCGGAGGCCCGGGGCCGGCUCCGCGCGCGGGCAGGCAGAAAUCAUGGAUAUAGAUGCUGAAAGAGACAGGAUAUCGAAGGAGAUCAAGGAGCUGGAGAGGAUUUUGGAUCCCGGCUCCUCAGGUAUCAACACGGACGUCUCGGAGUCAAGUCUUGAUUCAGGUUCUGACGCAGGUUCGCUGCCCGAUGAGGACUCGGAUGCUGCUGGUCCACCGCUCUCGGAAGAAGAAAGGUGGGGGGAGGCCAGCAGUGAUGAGGACGAGCCCAAGGAGAAGGCGCUCCCUGAAGACCCGGAGACCUGUCUGCAGCUGAACAUGGUGUACCAGGAGGUCAUCCGGGAGAAGCUGGCAGACGUGAGCCUGCUGCUGGCCCAGAACCGCGAGCAGCAGGAGGAAGUCAUGUGGGACUUGGCAGGGUCCAAGAGCUCCAAGGUGAAGGAUGGCAGGAACCUGCCCUCGAAUCUGUACAUAGGGCACUUCAUGAAGCCCUACUUCAAGGACAGGGUCACCGGAGUGGGGCCUCCUGCCAAUGAAGACACACGAGAGAAGGCUGCCCAGGGCAUCAAAGCUUUCGAGGAGCUCCUGGUGACCAAGUGGAAAAGCUGGGAAAAGGCUUUGCUCAGGAGGUCGGUGGUGAGCGACCGUCUGCAGCGACUGCUUCAGCCCAAGUUACUCAAGCUUGAGUACUUGCAGCAGAAGCAGAGCAGGGCCACGAGCGAGGUGGAGAAGCAGGUCCUGGAGAAGCAGGCCAGGGAGGCCGAGAAGGAGGUGCAGGACAUCAAUCAGCUCCCCGAGGAUGCCCUGCUGGGGGGCAGGUUAGACAGCCACGACUGGGAGAAGAUUGCCAACGUCAACUUCGAGGGCGGCCGCAGUGCAGAGGAGCUCUGCAAGUUUUGGCAGAACUGCGAGCACCCGAGCAUCAACAAGCAGGAGUGGAGCGGGCAGGAGCUGGAGCAGCUGAAGGCCGUCGCGGCCAAGCACGCCCACCUGGACUGGCAGAAGAUCGCCGAGGAGCUGGGGACACACCGCAGCGCCUUCCAAUGCCUGCAGAAGUACCAGCAGCACAACCCGGCCCUGAAACGCAGGGAGUGGACGGAGGAGGAGGACCGUGUGCUCACCCAGCUCGUGCAGGAGAUGCGCGUGGGCAGCCACAUCCCCUACCGCAGGAUUGUCUACUACAUGGAGGGGCGGGACUCCAUGCAGCUCAUCUACCGCUGGACCAAGAGCCUGGACCCCAACCUGAAGAAGGGGCUCUGGGCCCCCGAGGAAGACGCGAAGCUGCUGCAGGCGGUUGCCAAGUACGGGGAGCAGGAUUGGUUUAAAAUCCGGGAAGAGGUGCCAGGUAGGAGCGAUGCCCAGUGCCGAGAUCGAUAUCUCAGAAGAUUACAUUUUAGCUUGAAAAAGGGACGAUGGAAUUCCAAAGAAGAGGAAAAGUUCAUUGAAUUAAUAGAAAAAUAUGGAGUAGGUCACUGGGCAAAAAUAGCCUCUGAACUACCCCAUCGGACGGGCUCGCAGUGCCUGAGCAAGUGGAAAAUCAUGGUCAGGAAGCGGCAGCGGCGGAGGCGGCGGCGACAGCCCCCUGCGCACAGAGCGCGCUGGAGCUCCAGCAGCGGGGACAGCGGCAGCGAGGACAGCAGCGGCUGGGACAGCAGCGGCGGCGGCGGGGACAGCGAGGACUCGGAGCCGGAGGCGGCCCCGGCGGACGGCCAGGCGCUCCCGCCAGCACAGCACGCGGUGCCGGACGUGGACCUGUGGGUUCCCGCCCGCUGGGGCACCGAGGAGCUGUGGGGAGCGCGGGCUGGGGGCCGGCCAGGACCCUGUGACGCCGGCCCCCGCCCUCCCGAAGGUGCCGACGCAGCCCGGGGCGGCCGCUGGGCAGCUCGCACCGCGGCCUCGGCCCCAGCAGAGCAGGCGGGUCGGGCGCGGGCCCCUUCCGGGACCCGGAGUGCCGGCCUGGGAGGCAGCGCGUGCCCACGCCCCGUGACGGCUCGCCCCUCCGGCUCCGAGGGGCCGGCGGGUGAGAAGGAGAAGCGGAGGCAGUCGCGCCUACUUGGCCCAGCCCUGGGGCCCGGCGGCGGUGGUGACGGUGGUGACAGUGGUGGCGGCCGGGCCAGGCCCUGUGUGCAGCCACUGUGGCGCAGGACCAGGCAGCGGCGCCAGGGACGUGCCCUGCAGAGGAGGCUCCUGGAGCGCCAGCUUCUGAUGGCCGUCAGCCCAUGGGUGGGCGAGGUCCUGCCCUGCUCUCCCCGGAGGCCCGCCGCGGUGCACAGUCGAGCUGACGGCAUCAGGAGGCGGCUACAGGGCGCCCGCCUGGCCAGCACCCCAGUGUUCGCCCUCCUGAUUCAGCUGUUGCAGAUCGACACAGGCGGCUGCCUGGAGGUUGUUCGAGAGAGGAAGGCCCGGCUGCCCGCCCUGCACCAGGUGGGUGCGCAGGACCCGCUCCUGCAGGUGAGGAGUGAGCGUGCGUCCCGGGCACAGGCGUCCCUGGCUCCCGUCUCCCUUCCCUCCCAUCCCAGCGGCACAGCAGCGCCGAGCAGAUGGUGCCUGUCCAGCCAAGGAGAGGGGCGUACGCAGGUGCCCUCGAGUGCCCGGCGCGCCCCAGGCUGCCUCCCCCAGAACGUGCCGGCCCAAGGAGCUGCGAAGCAGGGCACCCGCCACAAGGCGAGCGGAGUGCCGCAGGCCUGCAACACGGAGUCCACGCCGCAGGCCUCCCCGCCGGCCCCAUGCAGACCGCGGCCGAAACCCAAAACCGUGUCUGAGCUGCUUCGGGAGAAGCGGCUGCGGGAAGCCCGAGCCAGGAAGGCUGCCCAGGGCCCUGUGGUCCUCCCGCCCCAGGUGCUGGUCUCCUCGCCUGUGAUCCUCCAGCCGCUGGCCCCUCGGGGCCCCCCUGUCUCCAGUGCGGUUCUCUCUGGGCCUGGGGGUCCUGUGGCGGCCUGUUCAAACGCUUCAGGCUCCUGGGGCUCAGCCAAGGAGGAGAGACCCCCGACUCUGCAAGCCUUUGCCCUCUCUCCCGCCUCCAUGGGAGCCGUGGAGACCCCAGCUGCCCCUGCUGCCUCCAGGGCCCCAGGUCUGGGCCCCGGCCGGGUCCCUGUGAGCUGCCAGCCGAGCAGCCUCGGACAGUCUCAGGCCCCUGCCACGUCCCGGAAGCAGGGCCUGCCCGAGGCGCCACCCUUUCUCCCUGCAGCCCCCAGCCCCAUCCAGCUGCCUGUCCAGCCCCUCAGCCUGACACCAGCUCUGGGCACACACGUGGCAGCCGGCACCCCUCUGCCCGUCACCUGGGUGCUCACAGCCCAAGGGCUACUCCCUGUGCAGGCCGUGGUGGGCCUUCCGAGGCCAACAGGGACUCCUGACCCCAAAGGGCUGUCGGUGACUCGGCCACCCUCCCCGACUGAGACUCAGGCAGGCCGGGGCCCCAGGAUCCCUGGGCACAGCCACGUGUGGCAGCCCCCAACCAACAUGGACACAGAAUCGGACUCUCUCUCCAGGACAGACCCCUUGACCCUUCCGACGCCCCCCACAUACCAUAGCCCUGCAGAAGUGGAUGUGGCCCACGGGCCUGGGGGCGUCUCCUCACCUGGAGAGGCCCAAGUGGCUGGGGAGACUUCUGUACCCAGGACACCCUCCCAGGCUACACCCCUGGUCGACCACCCUGAAGCGAAGCCCCCCUGCCGCAGCCAGCUGCCUCUGCAGGGGACACCAGGGACCACCUCAGGGCCAGAGGAGCCCAGGAAGGGGCCGCCGCCGCCCUGGCCUGGGCCUGAGAAGGGUGCCCUGGACUUGGGCCUCCUCUCCCAGGAGAGUGAGGCAGCCGUGCGGGAGUGGCUGAGGGGGCCGUGGGGGGUGCGCGUGCCGCCCCUGGGGAGCAGGCUGGCCUACCAGCCCCCCACGCUGUGCAGCUUGCGGGCGCUGUCUGGCCUCCUCCUCCGCAAGAAGACCUUGGAGCACGCAGCUGCGUCCCUGGUGCCUGGCGGGGCAGCCGGAGCCCUGCAGGCCUCGCUGGGGCGGGUGCGCGCGCGGCUCUGGGACAGUCCGGCCUACCUGCUGCUGAAGGCGCGCUUCCUGGCCGCCUUCGCCCUGCCUGCGCUCCUGGCUACCCUGCCCCCCCGCGGCGUCCCCACCACCCUGUCGGUGGCCACGAGGUCCGACCCAGAGAGUGACAGUGGGGACAGCGACCUGGGGGACCUGGAGCUUGUUGGCGGGCAGCCCGGGAGCUCAGCCGCGGGGCCCCAGGUGGCCGCCACGCCCACUCAGGGAACCCCAGACCCCGGGCAGGGCUCUGCCCCCUCCUGCCCAGAUGGCCCCGACGACCUUGAUGUGCUGUGGACGCGGCACUCCCGGCACGCCCGGAAGCGGAGGCGGCUGGAGUGACCGGCAGGGCUGCCCGGGGCCCGUGCCAGACCCGCCGCCCAGCCCGCAGGAAGAGGGCUUUGACAGUGACAGUGUUGUGACGGGCUCAGCUGGUUCCCGAGCGCAAAGCAGAAUAUGGGAAGGAAUAAAGCACCGUCCUGGAUUUUAAUGAAAAGCAAGCCUCAGGCUCUUGGUGGUCUGGUCCUGAGGUGGCGGCGUGUGCGGAGGGCCUGGGCCGCCCCAGGCCCCUGCGCACGUGGUCUCCGGGGGCCUGCGGAGGUGGGGGAGCCCUGGGGCUCCUCCCUUCAGGCCGGGGGGCUGCUCCGGGCGCCCACCCAGGUGCUGACGGCUCCUGAUGCCGCCUCGGCCGGGCCGGGCCGGGCCGGGCCCCCUUCCUCCACCGCCCAGACCACA